Apodemus sylvaticus (European woodmouse) is the source of this 1641-nucleotide messenger RNA. RefSeq names its product lamin tail domain containing 1 (gene Lmntd1). Gene Ontology annotation, cellular component: nuclear envelope; cytoplasm. The record is from RefSeq and is a predicted model, not a curated record. Lineage: Eukaryota; Metazoa; Chordata; Mammalia; Rodentia; Muridae. Bases 1 to 1641 code for a protein of 546 amino acids. The transcript has 11 exons.
AUGAAGGAAGCUUCAGAGCCUCCAACCAGUGCCACCAACAUCAAUAAGCAAGACAGUAAAAUACAGGAUGAAGAUACAAGAGAAGAAAAAGUUGGAACCAUCACUCCAUCAAAACAGCACUCAUCAGUCCACUUUUUCCCAAAGAUAAUGGAUUCGAGCUCCACGCUCAUCCCGCUGUCCUGCUCAUUUUCCCAAGAAAUGCCAGUCAGCUUCUACCAGAUGCCCAGCGCCCAGGACAGCGGCUUCACCUUAUCGUCCGGAAUACCGCUGACGUCUAAAUCCACCAUCGUGAGCUGCUCCCACAAAGACAGCAGCCUGGGAAAGCAGAGCCCAAGCUUCAUUGCUCCGAAGAGACAGCUCCAGCCGAGCUCUGAGUUGGAUACAUAUGUGUUGGGGGACGGUGAGGAUUAUUUCCUUUCUUUGUUCGGAGAAUCGAAGAAGCUCACAGCACGUACAUCCCAAACCGAGGACGUGAGCAAACACCUGUCUGUGAUUCUUGAGGAAGUUGGCCAGUUUACAUCCAGCUCUCUGGGAGACAUUAAAAUAGCUGAGGUAAAUGUCAAGGGUUUCUUUGUGAGGCUCGUUAACUCCUCUGAUGAAAAGGAAGUGGAGAUCGGAAACCACAUUCUCCAGCAAAACGUGAAUGGGCACGCAGUCUCCCUGUACCGGUUCCCCCACAACAUCACACUGCAGGCCAGCUCCACGGUGACAGUGUGGGCAGCAGCUUCGGAAGCAAAGCCACAGCCACCAACGGACUUUGUUUGGGACGAACAGAGCAGGUUCCGAUCAAGUCCGGACUGCACGACCAUCUUGUGCAACCCCAAUGGUGAGGCCAUCGCCUGGUACACCCCGAUCCACUGGAAGCAAGCCUGGGAGAAGUUAGAGACGGACAUUGAGUUUGAAAGAUGCUCUGUGGUGAUUCCAUCAAUGAGAAGCCACAUGUUCGGGUGGACAACAGCAUCUGCGACUUCCAUAAGUAAGGACAAAGAAGAACCAGUACAGAAAACGCCCUCCCAAGUCUGCCCUGUUCUCGUGAGAGAAAAGGAAAUCCCACCAACUGUUUUACCUAAUAAGAGUCCCUGGUGCCGCAACCCCAACACCUCUCCACAUCCCUACAGUUCUCUGAUUGACUCACAGGACUCAGACGUUUCUAAAAACUGUUUGGGUACACAGCUCAAGCCUCAGUCAACCAAGCCCAAACCAGACCCAGCGGGGCAGUUGCGGCCUGGAAAAGAAAGCAUGUCUAAAGAGGACGGAGCCGGGGCCGACAGUCCUGCCGCCCUCGCCCCGGGUUUGAGGACUGGGGGUGAGCCGGAGCUUUCUGACCAGAAGUCAGCCAUCACUCUCCAGGGCUGUGCUGAGAAACGUGUCAGUCCAGGAAGCCGGUACCAGUCGCCCACGUGCCCCCUGACCCUGCUGUGCGUGAGUUGUAUUGCUGGUAUAUCUGUUGUGACGGGGCUCAACAUGAUCUCUUGUUCUCUCCGUUUGAUAAGUGUGGAUUUCUGCAAAGGCCUCCAUCUGUUGCAGAGACAGUUCCUUGAUGAGGGACUGGCACGGCAUGUGUUCCAGCGUUUCAUCAAUGGGGCAGACAUUGGGGUGGACCAACUCAAAGCCCUGGAUCUGGGCCUGAGAGGCAUCUGA